AUGUCUGAUUACACCCCUGCCAGCGAAAAGUGUGACGCGUCGUCUAUGGACUGGGCUUCGCUCGUCGUCACUUUCAUCACCGUCAAUAUCACCUGGUGGUUGAUAGAUAUACCCAAGAUCUGGAAAUUCGGGUUUGGCGCCUAUAUAAAUGCAAUCUCAUGGCAGUGCUUGCGAAUAAGCCUGCCCAGCGUUGCGGCCGUCUACGCCUACUAUCACCACAAAGAAACUCAUGAGAUGGCAAAGAUAUACUACCACGGCUUCCAUCCGGACCCUGAACAGCAACGCCUUCCGAUGACCAGGAUGCAGGUUGCCCGGGCUCUCGCGGUGGACUCGUUGAUUGUUGCCGCUACUUGCAUGACUAUCUACAAAGCCUGCACUCUCACCAUAGACAGCUCUGGUAACUCGACGGUUUCUGGUUGGAAUUCCUCUCUAUGGGUGUAUCCCAGUCUUCCCGUCGCCAUCAUCGGGUUUUGGAUGCUGGCCGCCUCUCAGUUUCGCAUACGGAACCCGUGGAUUCUCUUUUCUGUCGGCUUCAUCGCCAUAGCCCUAGCAUGCGUAACCUUUUCACUCGUGCUAUACUAUGUUUCACCUUUGCGCCAUGGGAACAUGUGGGUUGCAUCACUGAUUCUCUACAUUUAUCUCGCCCUUCCAUGGAGCUUGAUCCUGCCAAGUCUGGGACUGGAAUUGCUACUUCUUGCAAUGAGCGUCAUGGUGCGAGCCGGCGGUGUUGCGGCCGGGGCUCUUUCAAGCGAGGCUUAUUUCCCCUUUUGUCAGCUCCGCAACGGUGCCUUUGGAGGUGUCUAUCUGGCCUUGGGCAUUUUGGCAGCUCUUUUCGCUAUCUAUGGUCGGUUCAAAUGGGAUCGAGUCCAAUAUGUUCCGCGCUGGCGAGCUCGACCGACAGGCCAGCAGCAGACGAUGAAUGCUACUACAGGUACUUCGUAUGACCCCGUGCAAUUAGAGGCGCAAGACGGUGGCCAGAAGAAUGGGGCUAAUGAGCAGGUCGAUGGAUAUGGUCGCACAUGGAAUUCGCCACAGACCAACGUUGUUUGGCAUUAA
Molecule: messenger RNA, 1056 nt
Organism: Talaromyces rugulosus
Lineage: Eukaryota; Fungi; Ascomycota; Eurotiomycetes; Eurotiales; Trichocomaceae
Exons: 1
Coding region: 1-1056 (351 amino acids)
Source: RefSeq, a predicted model, not a curated record